Molecule: messenger RNA, 2476 nt
Organism: Salarias fasciatus (jewelled blenny)
Lineage: Eukaryota; Metazoa; Chordata; Actinopteri; Blenniiformes; Blenniidae
Product: NLR family CARD domain-containing protein 3-like
Exons: 3
Coding region: 179-2437 (752 amino acids)
Source: RefSeq, a predicted model, not a curated record
AGGACCCCAGCUGGAAGGAGAUACUGCCCAGGAAGGGCGAGAACAGUUUUGCACAGUUUUUUGAGUAAAACAUCUCACCUGAAUCAAAUCUGUCAGCUCCUCACCGUGGAUUUUCCAGGGACUCUAUGAACACAGAGUGAAAGAUCAGUGAAAGAAAUCAGACUCUACAAGGUCAAAGAUGAGCUCAGAUCCAGAAGUCCUCCUGGGAAUUCUGGAUCAGUUGUUAGAAGAUGACUUUAAAAGGUUCAAGUUCCAUUUGAGCAAUAUCGGGGUCUUUGAAGGAUGCAGAGCAAUCCCAGCAGGACAACUGGAGACACUGGACAAGCCGGACACAGCGAGACGGAUCCACCAGACCUACAGCAAUCAUGCUCCUGAACUCAUGAAACUAGUUUUAGAGAAAAUAGGAAAGAAGCAUAUAUGGGAUGAACACACCAAAAAGGCCCCACAACCUGAAGAAAAAACAAAUAAAGAAGAAAACGAUACUGAAGAAGCUCAUUUGUCAGCAAAAUCUCAGGAGUGUCAGAAAGAACUGAAGUCCAACCUGAAGAGGAGGUUCCAGUGUGUGUUUGAGGGAGUGGCGAUACAAGGAAAGCCGACCCUCCUGAACCAGAUCUACACAGAGCUCCACAUCACAGAGGGAGGGGCUGCAGAGGUCAAUCAGGAACAUGAGGUCAGACAGAUUGAAGCAGCAUCCAGGACAGCAGACAGAGCAGAAACAAGCAUCAGACCAGGAGACAUCUUUAAAGCCUCACCUGGAAGAUCUCAACCAAUCAGAACAGUGCUGACAAAGGGAGUGGCUGGCAUUGGGAAAACAGUCCUGACACAGAAGUUCACUCUGGACUGGGCUGAAGACAAAGACAACCAGGACGUCCACUUCAUAUUUCCAUUCACCUUCAGAGAGCUGAAUGUAGUGAAGGAGGAGAAGUUCAGCUUGGUGGGACUUGUUCAUCACUUCUUCAAUGAAACAGAAGAAACAGGAAUCUGCCGAUUUAAGAAAUUCCAGGUGAUCUUCAUCUUUGAUGGUCUGGAUGAGUGUCGACUCCCUCUGGACUUCCACAACACUAAGUUCAUGACUGACAUUAGAAAGUCCACCGCAGUGGAUGUUCUGCUGACAAGCCUCAUCAGGGGGAAACUGCUUCCCUCUGCUCGCCUCUGGAUCACCACACGACCUGCAGCAGCCAAUCAGAUCCCUGCUGACUGUGUGGACAGGGUGACAGAGGUCCGAGGGUUCACUGAACCCCAGAAGGAGGAGUACUUCAGGAGGAGGUUCAGAGAGGAGGAGCAGGCCAGCAGGAUCAUCUCCCACAUCAAGACCUCCCGAAGCCUCCACAUCAUGUGCCACAUCCCGGUCUUCUGCUGGAUCACUGCUGAAGUUCUGGAGGAGGAGCUGAAGAGCAGAGAGGGAGGAGAGCUGCCCAAGAACCUGACUGAGGUGUACACCCGCCACCUGGUGGCCCAGGUCGAAAGGAACAAGGUCAAGCAUGAUGGAGGAGCUGCCACAGAUCCACACUGGAGUCCAGAGAGCAGGGAGAUGAUAGAGUCUCUGGGAAAAGUGGCUUUUGAUCAGCUGCAGAAAGGAAACCUGAUCUUCUGUGAACCUGACCUGAAAAAGUCUGGCAUUGACCACGAGGUAGCCUUAAAGUACUCAGGAAUGUUCACAAAGAUCUUUAGAGAGGAGAAAGGCCUCCGGGACACAGUGUUCUGCUUCAUCCAUCUGAGCCUUCAGGAGUUUCUGGCUGCUCUUCAUGUCCAUCAGAACUUCAUCAACUAUGGAAUCAACCAGAUGAAAAAGAUAGUGGUCAGGUUGCCAAAAGUGUUUAAGAAACCUAAACUCCACCAUCUCCAUCAGAGAGCAGUGGACGAGGCCUUGAAGAGUCCAAAUGGACACCUGGACUUGUUCCUCCGCUUCCUCCUGGGUCUUUCACUGGAGACCAAUCAGAAUCUCCUUCAAGAUCUGCUGACACAGACAGGAAGUAGCUCACAGUCCAAUCGGAAAACAGUCCAGUACAUCAAGAAGAAGCUGAGUGAGAGUCUGUCUGCAGAGAGAAGCAUCAAUCUGUUCCACUGUCUGAAUGAACUGAAUGAUGGUUCUCUGGUGGAGGAGAUCCAACAGUCCCUGAGAUCAGGAAGUCUCUCCACAGAUAGACUGUCUCCUGCUGAGUGGUCAGCUCUGGUCUUCAUCUUACUGUCAUCAGAAGAAGAUCUGAAGGAGUUUGACCUGAAGAAAUACUCUGCUUCAGAGGAGACUCUUCUGAAGCUGCUGCCAGUGGUCAAAGCCUCCAACAAAGCUCUGUACGUACUUCAGGAACAAAUAUGGACCAUAGGAUGGGCUCAGUAUUAUUGUUUUGUUAGCGCAUUAAUAAUAUUCUGCCAAAAAAUGAGAUUUUCAUCUGUGAAAGAAAAGACGUUCCUUUGCAAACAUCCUGUUUACAUAUAGCAAAGUACAAAACUGCUUUCAAGACUCUGAAUUAGUAGU